Molecule: messenger RNA, 7260 nt
Organism: Echinops telfairi (small Madagascar hedgehog)
Lineage: Eukaryota; Metazoa; Chordata; Mammalia; Afrosoricida; Tenrecidae
Gene: ZHX3
Product: zinc fingers and homeoboxes 3
Exons: 4
Coding region: 272-3127 (951 amino acids)
Biological process (GO): regulation of transcription by RNA polymerase II
Cellular component (GO): nucleus
Molecular function (GO): DNA binding; DNA-binding transcription factor activity, RNA polymerase II-specific
Source: RefSeq, a predicted model, not a curated record
CGUAUCUGUGGUUCUCGGCCCCUGGGACAAGGAGUGCACAGGACUGAAUUGCUACUACCGAAGCAGCAAACAUCUAAAGAUGCCUUCGAGACUGAAUAGAGCGAAGGGAGAAACUGGAGAAAAUAAUGAAGUUUAACUGCGAAGAACUGCUUUCUGCCAACACCUGAAAAAGUCGUCACAGUUUCGUGCCCUCAUGGCGCCCAGGGACCUGGGACCUUGAGGCCUUCGCGGGGACGAGCUGUGGCAGCCAAGCCACCAGAGUGAGGUCACCAUGGCCAGCAAGAGGAAGUCCACCCCGCCCUGCAUGAUCCCCGUGAAGAUGGUGGCACUGCAGGCAGCCGGUGCAGAGGCUCAGCCCGCUGCCCAGGCUCCAGCCGAGGGUCCUCAGCUGGCUCCGCCCCUGGAAGGCCCCGCAGCGGCCAGUGAGGUGGCCCAGGGCGCCAGCAGCACCGAGGGCCCUGCGCUGGCCAAUGGGCACCGGGGCGCCUUGGACGGCUACUCCUAUGCCUGCAGACAUUGUGACUUCAGGACCCAGGACGUGACCCAGUUUGUGGGACACAUGAACACGGAGCACACCGACUUUAAUAAAGACCCAGCUUUUGUGUGCACCAAGUGCAGCUUUCUGGCGAAAACCCCCGAGGGGCUUUCCCUGCACAAUGCCAAGUGCCACUCGGGGGAAGCCAGCUUUGUGUGGAAUGUGGCCAGGCCAGACAAUCAUGUUGUCGUGGAACAGAGCGUCCCCGAGAGCGCCGGCUUCGCCGACCUCCCUGGGGAGCCCGGCGCGGAAAUCAUCAUCACCAAAACCCCAAUCAUGAAGCUAAUGAAAGGCAAAGCCGAGGCCAAGAAAAUCCACACGCUCAAGGAGGCCCUCCCGAGCCCGGCGGCGGCUGGCGAGGCGCCGCCCACCCACUCGGGUGGGGACAAGGAGGUGAAAGAGGGGGACCACGCCUUCUCCAACGGGCCCGUUCCCCUUAGCCAGGCGCCUGCCAACGCCGCAAAGCCGCCCCAAGCAGCCAGCGAGCCCCUGGCGGGCACAGUCCCCGUUCUGCCCGCUGGGAUAGCGCAGUUCCUCUCGCUGCAGCAGCCCCCGCCGGUGCACGCCCAGCACCACGCCCACCAGCCGCUGCCCACGUCCAAGUCCCUGCCCAAAGUGAUGAUCCCCCUGAGCAGCAUUCCCACGUACAACGCGGCGAUGGACGCCAACAGCUUCCUGAAGAACUCCUUCCACAAGUUCCCCUACCCCACCAAAGCCGAGCUCUGCUACUUGACCGUGGUGACCAAGUAUCCCGAGGAACAGCUCAAGAUCUGGUUCACCGCCCAGAGGCUGAAGCAGGGCAUUAGCUGGUCCCCAGAGGAGAUCGAGGACGCCCGCAAGAAGAUGUUCAAUACCGUCAUCCAGUCGGUGCCCCAGCCCACAAUCACCGUGCUCAAUACCCCCCUGGUGCCCAACCCUGGCAACGUGCAGCACCUCAUCCAAGCUGCGCUCCCAGGACAUGUCGUGGGACAGCCGGAGGGCGCGGCCGGGGGGCUUCUGGUCACUCAGCCGCUGGUGGCCAAUGGGCUGCAAGCCCCCAGCUCCUCUCUCCCCCUCGCGGUGACGUCUGUCUCCAAGCAGCCCACCACCGUGGCCCCCGUGAACACGGUGUGUGCCAACACGUCGUCUUCGUCGGCGGCCUUGAAGGUGGUGACCGCAGCGCAGUCCCUCCUCACGGCGUGCCCGGGCAUCACUUCCCAGGCUUUCCUGGACGCCGGCCUCUACAAGAACAAGAAGUCUCACCAGCAGCUGUCGGCGCUGAAAGGGAGCUUCUGUCGGAACCAAUUCCCCGGGCAGGGCGAGGUGGAGCAUCUGACCAAAGUGACCGGCCUCAGCACCAGAGAGGUGCGGAAGUGGUUCAGCGACCGGCGGUACCACUGCCGCAACCUGAAGGGCUCCCGACCCAUGGUGCCCGGCGACCAGGCCACCAUCCUCAUGGACGCCGCCCCGGACGUGCCCUUCGCCCCGCCGCCCAAGCCACCCCCAGAGGUGACCUGUGUCUCCCCGGCGGCCGCCGCGCUGGUGACCCACCCGGCGGUGAAACGGCAGUCCUGGCACCAGACCCCUGACUUCACCCCGGCCAAAUACAAGGAGAGAGCCCCAGAGCAGCUCCGGGCCCUGGAGAGCAGUUUCGCGCAAAACCCGCGCCCUCUGGACGAGGAGCUGGACCGCCUGAGAGGUGAGACCAAAAUGACCCGGAGGGAGAUUGACAGCUGGUUCUCGGAGAGGCGGAAGAGGGGCGGUGCCGCCGAGGAGAGCAGGGAGGAGAGCCACCCCCAGGUGGAGGAGGUGGCCAGGGAGGACGGCGGUGCGGAGGAGGAGCCCGGUGACAGCGGCUCCCUGGAGGGACCGAGCAGCCAGUCCCUGGCCGAGCGCAAGGUCAGCCCCAUCAAAAUCAACCUCAAGAACCUGCGGGUCACAGAGGCCAACGGCCAGGGCGAGCUCCUCGCGCUGGGCACCCCCUGUGAGGCCGAGGAGGACUGGGCCAGCAAGCCGGCCGAGCAGCCCCCGGGCAAGGGGAGCUGCAGAAAGACGGCCCAGCAGCGGCACCUGCUGCGGCAGCUCUUCGUCCAGACGCAGUGGCCCAGCAGCCAGGACUACGACGCCGUCAUGGCCCAGACGGGUCUGCCCAGGUCGGAGGUGGUGCGCUGGUUCGGGGACAGCAGGUACGCCCUGAAGAACGGCCAGCUCAAGUGGUACGAAGACUACAAGCGGGGCAACUUCCCGCCGGGGCUGCUGGUCAUUGGCCCCGGCCUGCGGGAAUUGCUGCAAGACUAUUACGUCACGCACCAGACGCUCGGCGACGAGGAACUGCAGACCCUCUGCGACAAGACCCAGAUGAACGCCCAGCAGGUCAAGCAGUGGUUCGCUGAGAAAAUGGGCGAGGAGACCCGGGCAGUGGCGGCGGACAUGGGCAGUGAGGAGCAGGGCCCCAGCAGCGGUGAGCCCGCGGCAGUGCACAAAGGGACAACAGUCGACACCUGUUCAGAGGUGUCUGAGGAGUCGUGGGGGGAGCCUAGUGCCCCUGAGGCCAGCUCGGAGCCCUUGGACACCUCCAGUCCCCAGGCUGGACUCCAGCUGGAAACAGACUGAAUUGGAACCGAUUACUGUGAAGGACUGGCCAGUCUGGGAUGCCGUCUACCACAUGGAAGGGCCAAGCCCAACUCUGCUGCCGUCCCCAUGCCCCGCCCCUGGGCACUGAGACGUGUCCAGUGGUCUCACAGCCAGCCAGAGCCACCACCAUCGGCUGCUACCCGCACCCCCUACUCCGAAGGAGCACAUGGGCGUUCACACCCCUCCUCCCGCCCAACUGUAGGACCCUUCCUCUGCCUUCCAGCGCGUAAGAUAGUUCAUAUUCCCUCUUCAUGAACACAGAAUCAGCUCUCAUAAGAUACACAUCCACUUAAACACAGUUAAUAAAAGCAUCAGGUUAUAAAGUCAUUACAUAGAAACUUUGGUUAGCAAACAGCGCACCCUCUUGGAUCCCUUCUCUGAAAAUACCGUGUCUGUGCCCCACCCCCACCCAGCGGUGCUGUAGGGUCCCGCACGUAGCCUAGCACCAGAGUGGGCGAGGGUCCUCACACUCCGCUUUGCCUGGCGCCCCCGUGCGUCAUUGUGCUCUCUGUCCCUCAGGGAGCCUCUGCUCUCCCCAGCCGGUGGGCUGGGUCUGCUCUCAUGGGCACCUCAAGUCACGGACAACUCCCGCCACCAGACCCACCAAGAACGUGCUCGUUAAGCCCGGUGCACGGAUCCGCGUGCCUGCCAGUGUCUCCCACCCCAACCCUCGGAGCAGGGAGCCCUGCGACGACGGCAAACGAGGGGCAGGAAGACAAGUGAAGCUGUGUGGCCAGGGCCGACCGUUGAUCACCUGGUUUCUUGGAGCCCUGGCCCCAUGCCCACGUGGUCUCCCCUGGCUGGAGAAGAACCAGCAGGCCCAGCAGUGGAUGUGACCAGAGAUGGUGCAGCCUUCAGCAAAGACCAGUGUGUGUGGAUGGCUUGCAAAAUGCUCACACUGCCCGCCGGCCCUCCACACCAAGGGCCCACCCUACAGUGGACGUCAUGAGAUGGCAUUGGGAGGUGUGCAGCAGUGGUCCAUCUGUAUCCCCAGACCUGGAAACAUGUCUCCUCCAGCUCCUGUAGCCUGGGCCCUCGUGUCCAGGUUGGACGUGAGACCACGUGAGUGUGCCGUGAUCCCACUUGCAGGGCUGCACAGAGGUGGUGGGACACAGGCAGCCAUCCCCACACCUGCUUCCUGUCAGGCCACCUGUCCUGGGACAUGGGAAGGGGCCAGGUGAGUGGGCGGCACUAGCAGAUCCCAGGGCUUUAAGUGAGAGACACUGGUAGUCCUUUGGGCUCUGUCCUCUCGUCUCCCAGGAGACCGGACUGGGCAGGACCAGUCACUGGCCUGGUCCAGAGGAUGGUGGGUAGACGGGCAUGGUAGAUAGCCCUGCCUUCCAGAAGGUAGGAAACUGUCAGUUAAGUUUCUCCUCUUACCUGAUGACCUGUGAGCACUUGGCAAGGUGUUUUGUUGUUUUAACCCAUUUUUGCAUCUUUUCCAUUUUGAGGCUGAGAGCUGUGUGGCUCCAGCACAUUUCUGAGGAUUUCCCCCGAGCCUGAAUAGCACUAGUCUCCCACCUUCAGAGGCCAGACACCUGGCAUUCCCCCUCAAAUGUUUAUGUGCUUACAGCUUGUUAGGUGCCGACACGCGCAGUGCAAAUACUCCUUUGAUCGAUUAGACAGCACGCAUCAGACCCGGUCACUGGAAGACCGAGGCCGCACAAACGCUGUGAGGUGCCAAUGCUGCCUCGCCCUGUCCCCGUCCCCACCCUGCCCCGGGCCUAGGCCGGAGAGAGAGGGUUUCCUUGAUCAUUGGAUUUGUAUUCACUGUAUUUACAGCCCAGAGAAGAGCCACCGGCACGGCAGACGAGCCCAGUGGGACUCAGGGGCUGAGCGUGUUGGAGUGAACUUACAGGUGGUGGGCCAGGACUGGGCUAUCAUGUUGGUAUUGAUAAGGAGACUGGCAGGUGCCCAGGGCUGCAGGGACAAAAGCAGGGCACAUGACAACACAUAAGCACUGGAAUUGCCCCCAGGGUGCAGCCCUGAGGUGAGGUGGCAGGGUUCGGGGCAGCUCUAGUCCCAGCAGGCAGUGGCCAGACUGACCAUGUGGUUCCCCAUAUUGUGUGUGUAGUGUAGUGUGAGGGAGGGGUAUUUGCUGUUACCUCCUGAGGGAGGUGGAGUUGAGGGGUGGGCUGGAGUUCAGUCUCUUGAAGACCUGAGUCCCAAGUGGCCCAGCCUCCCUGCCUGAGAGCACUGGACGGGGUCAGUCUGGUGGCCUGUGCCUUCUGUUGCUCACGUCUUGUCCGCGUUUGACUCACCCCACUUUCAAUGGCACUGUAGGCCCGCUUUCGGUAGAUGAAACCAGGCAUUCUGACCCAGGCGGCCUUGUGGGGACAUUUGUGCUGGUGAAACAGACCUAGCUAGCUGGUAGCUUGGUGGACUUUUGACUCUGGGGGAGCUUUUUGGUUUGGGGGUGCACGGCUUCAGAAGGGACUGCACUGUUGGUGCUUGGGUUUGCCAUUAAAUAGCUGAGUGCUGCUGUCCCUGCCGAUGCACCGGUGGUAUGAGACCCAACCUGCUGGGCGGAGCCCUUGCUGGCCCCCACCUGCUAUUGGGCUCGUUCCCAGUGACCACAGGAUGUGCUGCUGAGCACUGACCCCAACGGAGGCGACUCGUGUGUUUUGUCCUGCUCAGCACUGAGUGGCCCUCGCGACCCCAGUGCAGGCUGGCCCUGCUCCCUGCGUGUGCGGCUCCUGUCCUGGUGUCUUUCCAGAGCCCAGCAGGAAUACCGUCCUGCUCCAGUCCACUGGUCCUUGUUCAGAGUGCCUCUGCGGUAGGAGCUGGGCUCCCGGGAUCCCCUUAAGCUGUCACUUACCUGCCUGUAGCCUCCCACGGUCUGCUCCAGCUCCACCCUGGACAGGCAGGUGUGGGGCUGCCUGCUCCUCAGGGGCUCUGGCCCCGGCUUGCUUCUCUCCCUCCCCAGCCCUUUGGGGGUUAUCUUAGUGUGGUCUGGGGGACACUAAACUGUAGAGCAGUCUAAACACCCGAGAAAGCAGGAAGUUGUGGACCCCAAGGCCCCUCCCCUCGUGGGGCUGCGUCUGUAGCAGUUAUGACGGGACAGAGCCAAGAUGCGGGGGCUCUGGCGCUUCUGCCGCCGCCACCACCACAUCACAGGGCCAGCCCUGUGGCUCCACCAACAGCUUGGAUUAGUGUUCAUUUCUGCUGCAGGUCCCACUGGGAAGGUGGGGGUGAGCAAACACCCGAGUAUGCUAAUGAAUAGCUUUUCUCAGUUAAUGCUUUUCAACUGACCUCGGCUUCUUUCCAUGACAAAUGCCUAUUUCAGUGGGGCGGCCUGGAAGGUGGCACGUCUGGACCAAGGCAGAGUCACUGACUGCUCUGGGCAGCAGCGAGGUUCAGAGGUUAGAAUUGCUAUGCUCAGCACGUGGGCUUACGAGCCAUUGCCCCCACCAUUCCUACCACAGAGCCAGGAGAGGCAGGCGGUCUUGGGCAGCGGUUCCCAAAGUGCUUCUGAGCAGCUGCUUUGUCCAGCCAUUUCAGGGGGUCAGACGGAGCCAGAAUUGUUGGUAAGAAAACACGCCAACUUCCCUCCCUCGCCAGCCACUGUUCAUUGAGCCCAGUGAGCCGGGAGGGUGCCCGGCUGGCAGUCUCCUCGGUCCUGUGGGAUGAGGGUUCCAGCCGGCAGGCCUCCUCGGUGCAGGGCGGGGUGCCCCUCCAAGCACUUUGCUUGAAGUGACGUCUUGGUGCUAGUCAGAGGCCAUGGCCCCUUGUCCUGAGGCAGGCCGACCCUUUAGCCAAAGGGUGGUCUCCACAGGAGGGUCUUGCCCCUCCAACGGCCCACCACUAGGCCUGGGUGCAAUGGUUCAGGAGGGUCCCCGCUUGGUAGGGAGCCAAGUGUGCCCGGAGUUCAGCCUGUGGCUGUGCUGGGAUGGGGGAGCGGGGUGGUCCUCGGGGACUGAGUCCCCGCAUCCCACAUGGUCCCCUGUGGGGAUGCUGCUAUUUCUAAGAUGCAAAUUGCACAUUUCAUAAAUUUUAUACCUGUGGCUUUGGACAAGGGAGGGGAGUGGGGAGAAGCUGCUUGUACAGUUUGAAAUGGGCCUAAAUGAUACUUUAAACCUCUCGGCUGUUCCUAAAUAAAAAAAACUGUUUCA